AUGGGCACACGUGAUGAUGUCCCUUCAGCCAAAGCUCUGGCUCCUGUGGCCGUGUACUGUGGAAGCAUCCCUCGGGUCAGUGCCAGGCCACGUACACUCCCGGGUGGCAGCGUGGACUCCAGCCUGCAGGCCUACGAAGAAGCCUCCCUCCAGUCUGUGCCGAAUACCCUGCUAGAGAAGCCAUCACAACGCCUGAGUGGACCUGGGGACACUGGCAGCCUCAAGCUUGAUGCCCACUUGAAGGGCUGGCAGGCCAGAAAUGGCCACCCCAGGAGCCUUGGGGCCUUGCCUUUGGGGCCCCACCCUCUUGCACCCCUCCCCUCACUGGAGUCGGAGGCCAGCAGUGUGGCCCGGGACACCACCCAGAUCAAGGACAAACUCAAGAAGAGAAGGCUCUCAGAGGGUUUGGCAGCAUCUUCCCAAGUCUCUCUGGAUCCUGGGGGAGGCCUCAAAGGAGUUCCCCUGAGGAACACCAUCCCCCGUUCUACUUCUCAGAGGCUGUUGAGGGUGCCCAAGCUGAUGCCGCCCAUCCAGAGCAUUCCCAACACCCCCGAGGCUGGUGGAGCCAAGGAAAAGGGCCUGGACCCACCCAUAAGUGGCCAGGGUCCCCAGGAGGUGACACUUGGUGCCCAGGAGGUGAAGAUCUCCCCACAAUAUCUACACUGCAAUGAUGAGAAGAUGCGGAAGUCUCUGGGAGGCAUCGUAAUCCCGCCCAUCCCCAAGGCCAGGCUGCCUGCUGGGGCCUCCCCUAGUGUGCCCCAUUCCCUUCCCAGCCCCUUGCCUCCAGGCCAGGAUGUCCUCACAGGACUGAGGGCCCCACUUACACGAUUGGUUCGGGAGAGUGGGCCUCAGGAGAAGAUUCCUAAGUCUCUGGAGCCGAGACUUUCAGCCCCAGUGGUCAGAGACAGGGCUGCUGCUGGUGAGAAGACUGCUCUGCAUUCAUCUCAAUCUGUUCCUACACUCACAGGCGUCUCCUUCAGCCACGCCAAAGAACCCCACCCUUUACUAAAAGAAAAGGACCAAAAGGAGAACAGCACCAAGAUCCAAGUCACCAUCUCUAAGUCUGCUCAGGAGAAGAUGCGGCUGAAGCAGAUGAAGGAAAUGGAGUUGUUUCGGAGGGCAAAGGAGCCAGAGCGGGAGAGGGAGCUCACUGCCCAGAGCCUGGGCUCCCGGAGAACCUUGAUGAAGGAAGGCCUUCUUCCCCUCCGGGGCAGCGGGACCCAGUCUGUGCCCACUGGACUGAACAGCCCAUGUAGAAACAACAUUGGCAUCAUCCCCAGGAAGCGGGCCAACAGGUUCUCACUCCCCAGCAUCCCUGUCAGCAAGCAGGAGCCCAGCUUUGCUCGCCAUGCUUCAGCCAACUCGUUGCCAGCGGUGCUCACUUUGGGGUCUCCUGAAUGGGAAGAAGAGGAGGAGGAGAUGGAUCUCAGAGCCUUUAAAGAGUUGAGGCCUUUCUCGAACCCGGAGCUGGGGUUGAUGGAUGCCCUCCAGUGCCUCAGCAGCAGCGACUGGCAGAUGAAGGAGAAGGGCCUGGUGAGCAUCCAGCGUCUGGCGGCCUGCCACUCAGAGGUCCUUGCCGGGAGGCUGCACGAUGUGUCCUUGGCCGUGACUGGGGAGGUCACCAACCUCCGCUCCAAGGUGUCCCGCCUGGCCAUCAGCACUCUGGAAGACCUCUUCCGGGCCUUGAAGAAGAACAUGGACCAGGAAGCUGAGGAGAUCGCCCGCUGCUUGCUCCAGAAGAUGGGCAACACCAGUGAAUUCAUCCAGAGAGCAGCCAACCGGUCACUGGGGGCCAUGGUGGAGCACGUGACCCCUGCCCGAUCCCUGGUGGCCCUCACUGCAGCUGGUGUCUACCACCGAAACCCUUUAGUCCGCAAAUGUACAGCUGAGCACCUCUCCACCGUCCUAGAACAGAUCGGCGCCGAGAAGCUUCUCUCAGGCACCAGGGACAGCACAGACAUGCUGGUGCACAACCUGGUGCGGCUGGCCCAGGACUCCAACCAGGACACCAGGUUUUAUGGCCGGAAGAUGGUGAAUAUCUUGAUGUCCAAUACGAAGUUUGAUGCAUUUCUGAAACAGUCCCUGCCUUCUCAUGACUUGCGGAAGGUCAUGGCAGCUAUUAAACAGCGGGGAAUAGAAGAUAAUGAAGAAAUUCCAUCUGCCAAAGGCCGCACGGUGUCAAGGAGUCUGGUGGUGUGUGAGAACAGGCUGGCCAAGGAUGGACUUGGUUCAAAUGGUCCACGCCUAGUGGGGCUACGCUCCUCCAUGAGGGGUGGCUUGGAGAUGGUGGAGCAGCUACGGGAGCUGAUGCGUUUGCUGGAGGCCAAGGAAUACCAGUCUCGGAUGGAAGGGGUAGGGCAGCUCCUUGAGUACUGCAAGACCAAACCAGAGCUCAUCACUACCAACCUAAUCCAGAUCUUUGAUGCCUUCACCCCAAGGCUUCAAGAUUCCAGCAAGAAAGUGAACCAGUGGGCACUGGAGUCUCUUGCCAAGAUGAUCCCCCUCCUCAAAGAGAGCUUAUACCCCAUGCUGCUUUCCAUCAUUAUUGCUAUCGCAGACAACCUCAACUCCAAGAACUCUGGGAUUUACACUGCUGCUGCCACUGCACUGGAUGCAAUGAUUGAGAACCUGGACAAUCUGUGCCUUCUGCAAGUGUUUGCUGGGCGUGUGCGUUUCCUGAGCGGCCAUGCGGUGCUUGAUGUCACAGAACGUCUGUCAGUGCUGGUGACCUCAGUUUAUCCCCGGAAGCCUCAGGCCGUAGAGCGCCACGUCCUUCCUGUCCUUUGGUACUUCCUGAACAACAUGACUGGGAAAGGCAUCCUGCCUGGGCACAGCGGGAAUGUGCGUACGGCUGUGAGCCGGCUGUCCAGGAGUCUCCAGGAGCAGAUGGGCUCCCGGUUGCAGGACUUUGCCACUGGCCAGCCAAAGCAUGUCCUCAAAACACUCCAGGAACUCCUAGACACGGAACCCCUUUGAGAUGGCCACCAAGUCACUGACAGAGUGGCUCCCUACUGCAACACAACCGGCAGCUUAUGCCCCUUUCAGCUGGAUUGA
Molecule: messenger RNA, 3054 nt
Organism: Orycteropus afer afer
Lineage: Eukaryota; Metazoa; Chordata; Mammalia; Tubulidentata; Orycteropodidae
Gene: TOGARAM2
Product: TOG array regulator of axonemal microtubules 2
Biological process (GO): microtubule cytoskeleton organization
Cellular component (GO): cytoplasmic microtubule; cilium
Molecular function (GO): microtubule binding
Source: RefSeq, a predicted model, not a curated record